Molecule: messenger RNA, 2392 nt
Organism: Pogoniulus pusillus (Red-fronted tinkerbird)
Lineage: Eukaryota; Metazoa; Chordata; Aves; Piciformes; Lybiidae
Gene: FANCF
Product: FA complementation group F
Exons: 1
Coding region: 40-1140 (366 amino acids)
Biological process (GO): interstrand cross-link repair
Cellular component (GO): Fanconi anaemia nuclear complex
Source: RefSeq, a predicted model, not a curated record
CUGCUCAAACCGGUGGCGCCAAGGCUGGUGCCGCCCGCCAUGGAGGCCGUGCUGGAGCAGGUGGGGCAGCUGCCUGCGCUCCUCGCCGUCUCCCGUUCCUCGCUGGUGCGGGACUGGGACUCUGUGACCGUCGACAGGGCUCUAGAGUGGGCCCGGUAUUUCCAGCACCUGCAUGACCGCUUCCGCGCACGGCCUCGGCUCCGGGAGACCCUUGGGCGGCGGCUGCGGCGGGGUCAGGCCAGCACUGUGCUCGGCUUCUCCCACCUGGGUCGCUGCCCGCAGCUGCUGGGCCUGGCGCUGCUAGAGAACCGCUCUCUGCCGCCGGCAGCCUGCCACCGCCUGAUUCACAGCCUGCUGCAGCCCGCCGCCCCUGAGCUCCGCAGCCUGGUGCUUCUUGCCCGCCGUAAGGCCGCUUUCCGCCUGCUGGCGCUGCUGCGCUCCGGCCGGCCGCGGGCCCCGGAGGAGGCGGAGCCGCAGGUGCAGGCCGAGGCACAGCUGCUGCUGAGCCGGCUGCGGGAGGAGAGGCAGGAGGCUGAGCCGGCUGGGCAGGCCGCGCGGCAGCUGUGUUGGCUGUCCGGUGUCUUGGAGCAGCUAUCUCAGCCCCGGGCUUUCAGGGUGGUGGCAGCAGCGCUGCUGGUACUGAGGCAGGGGAGAGGCACUGAACGGGCCGGAAGUGGGGGUCGAGACGGGGACAGCCUAGACGGAAACCAGGAGAGUGCAACGGGAGAUGAAUACGUUGCCGAGCAGCUGCUUUCCUGGCUGUUGAGCAACGCGGAGCGAUUUUCUGCCUUCUGCCUUUUCCUUCCGGGCUCCCUUCUUGCCUCCCUAGCUGGUCACUAUUCCCAGUUAAGCAGACUCUAUCUGGACCUUUUAACCGGCUGGGGAAGCCACUUGCUUUAUGACCCCUUGCAGGGACGGUGGGUUAAAAGUUGUCUUGAGAAAGCUGAAUUGUCCUGGGAGGAGCUGAGGGAGCGCUUCGUCUCUCUCUGUCAGGCAUCUGUGCUUCUCAGGGGACAGACCCAAGCUGCUCUGAAGCACCUGAAGGCACAGGAUGGAGACUUUGAAGUCUGUGGCCUAAGUGUAUGGACUGACUUACUGAUGGAAGUAGAGGGAAAUCUAAGGAAAGAAUCAGAACACUGAUGUAUGAAUGAAAAGGCAACACGAGAACUUCGUUUCUGAAAUCCAGCAAGUCCAUUUAAUAGGAAAGACAAGAAAACUGCAUCUCACUUUGGGCAGGAAACUGAGUGUUGUGACUGUCAAUCACACUGUUUCUGACUGCAUAUGAAGUCUUUCAGGGAGGCCCAAUGCUUUCUUGUAAUUGCAUUGUCAAGUCUGGUCACCGCAGGAAAUGCUUUCCUUUUCAGUACUUACUGCUCACCUAACAAAAUGAAGAAAAGUCUUGCCGUUUCAACUAUAGAUUAGUUUUCUGUUUAGAAAGCAUUACAGUUCAGAUAUGGUCAUGGUAGUGGUGUCUCUAACUGUUGGAGGCUGACCAAAAGCUCAAAGGAGUGGUGGAGUUUCAAACAUGAAAACCCCAAACUUGUGGUUAAUUUGCUGGUGCUUGUCUUCAUUGGUCUGUCUGCACUGCUCUGGUGGCCACUUUUCAUGCUUCUAUAGGUCUUGAACAUGAUUUAGCCCCUGGGUCUAAGUGAAACUGAGAGAAAGCCAAGUGGAAAGCUUACUGUAAAGGUCUAAAAUUAGAAGGCUUUAUUAGUUGCUAUAUUAUAUGAUAAUAUGCAAGUAUUUCCUAAGGAAACUGCAGUAAAAUGUAGAGUGCUCUGUGUGGUUUUCUUCCCUUUCCUAAGCUGUCUUGCACAAUUUGUGGAACAAAAGUGAGUGAAUGACAAAAAAAAUUGUAUUAGGGAACAAUUUAAUUUUCUUUUCUGUUUAAUCAACUUCUGUGAACAAAAUUUUAUUAAGGUAAUUGUCUCAUCACUGUCAUUUAAAAUGAGUAUGGUUAUGCAGAGGUAACAUGUUUGUGCACAUUUAGGUCUUUAAGCUGGUAUUGCUGAAAGUGAGCAGUGAGAAAAGAGAAUAGUGAAGGUGUGGAGUUCCUGUCAGACUUCCUGUAGCCCAUAUUCUAGUUUCAGGAUCAGCUGAGACAUCUCUUUGCUCUGUUGCUGAAGUCCUUUUAGUAAGGGUUAGAAGGUACUUCACACUUCUGCUUGUAACCUUAAACAAGACAACAAGAUAUUAAAAAAUAUAAUCUGGAUUGAAACUAGUGUUAUUGUACUUCAGUACAAAAUAGUGUGUAGAACUAUGGCAAGUACUUCUGUACCACAAAACCAGGGUGGGAAGGAUCUUCUCUUUUUGAGAUGGAAACCAUUAGUGCAAGGAGAUGAAUAUUGUCUGAGAAAAUAAAUAAUGCCUGUUCUAAGUUGCCUGGAAAUAA